AUGGGAAAUGAUCCGCCGGCUGCAAAGGUGGAGGCCGACACCCUGCAAAUCCCUGGAUUUCGCGACGAUCUAGACUGUGCGGACUUCGCCAGUUACGCUGCGGGUGGCAGGCCGAUCGAGACACUCACAUCAACUACACAUCAAGUGACCGAGAGCAUGAUAAACUCCUUUACUCGCCGCAUCUUGAGAUUGCGCGAGGCGGUGCCUCCCCCACCAUCCUCAGCGCUGGACGGCAGCAUGCAGCCGGGUAGUUGUUGGCCCAUGGCAGGGCCUGCAGGACAUAUCGGGAUUCAACUUGCUGAUUCGGUCCUGGUCACCGAUGUCACCAUUGAUCUACCUUAUUCAGAGGCUCACGACGCCGAUGUCGCUCCCCGCUUCGUCCAGGUGUGGGCUGUCGUGCCGACCGAAGACGACGCUACGGGCGCUAGUCCCGGUGAAGAUCCAGCCCCUCUUCCGGAUAUCGCGCCGACUGAUUACCGGCUUCGAAGGCAAACGUUCCCUGUACGUCGGGAUAUUCCCAUGAAGGUGGACAAGGUAGUCUUCCAGGUGCUCGAUAAUUGGGGUUCGUCGGAGUACACCUGCCUUUACGGGUUGCGUGUGCACGGUGGGAGAGGAUAG
Molecule: messenger RNA, 618 nt
Organism: Fomitopsis serialis
Lineage: Eukaryota; Fungi; Basidiomycota; Agaricomycetes; Polyporales; Fomitopsidaceae
Product: UNC-like C-terminal-domain-containing protein
Exons: 2
Coding region: 1-618 (205 amino acids)
Biological process (GO): nuclear envelope organization
Cellular component (GO): nuclear envelope; meiotic nuclear membrane microtubule tethering complex
Molecular function (GO): protein-membrane adaptor activity
Source: RefSeq, a predicted model, not a curated record